Molecule: messenger RNA, 4914 nt
Organism: Lates calcarifer (barramundi perch)
Lineage: Eukaryota; Metazoa; Chordata; Actinopteri; Centropomidae
Gene: grm2b
Product: glutamate receptor, metabotropic 2b
Biological process (GO): regulation of synaptic transmission, glutamatergic; G protein-coupled glutamate receptor signaling pathway
Cellular component (GO): membrane
Molecular function (GO): group II metabotropic glutamate receptor activity
Source: RefSeq, a predicted model, not a curated record
CUUUGCCACAGAAGAACAUGUUGUAUAGAUAACCUUAAUUACCACUGAGACGUUGAAAGUUCCCACUGCUGGCUACACAGCUGCUAAAUAGUUAAUAGGCUGAAUCAGUACACCCAGCGUCCAUUUCUUUUGGCCAGAAAAUGUCACAAAGAUUUAUAUGUUGUGCUGAUACAUGGUUAUUUGUGACAAUACAACAUAAGAGGACAGAUGUCUGCAUUUGAUUCAACCUUGGGCUCAAGCACCAGCCUUCAUCAGAUAUGACUGAACUGCAGAUUAAAUGAUGUGAACUCCUUUGUGAGCUGUGUGUGUGUGUGUGUGUGUGUGUGUGUGUGUGUGUGUGUGUGUGUGUGUGUGUGUGUGUGUCGCCUUUUCAGUGAAAAACAAAGUGUGCAACACACCUCUUGAGUUUGUGAAGUGCCAUGCCACUCAACUGGAGUGUGAUUCAGUUUUAAUGAGAUGGAGGUGAAUGAGGAGCUGGCCAGCCUUCAUGGAGGGAAACAACAACAACAAAAAGUUGAUGCUCAUUUCUUCUUUUAUCAUCUUUCUAAAUUUAGCUGGAGAGAGGCAGCGCCUUGUGUGGUCUAUUUGUAAUUGUGAUUUUUUUUUCAGGGUUAUCAUUAAAAGUUAGACUGACACCGCAGCUCCACAGGGAAUGGGAAUGGAUGAGUCACACAGAGCUGUGAGAAGUUUGGGAACAGGAUUUGGGAUUUUUGAUUAUUGCACCUUCGUCAUUGUUUUUACUCUUUAUACUCCUGCAUACUAAACAGCGCGUAUUAUUCUUCUGUACGUUGGGUCUCGUCGCUCUUUUUUUUUGCGGCGCUGUAGCUCACUUCCCUGCCUUGCAAACAAACGCCGUAUGAAGCGCCGUCAGGUUUCUGAAAGGCGAGAGAACAGCCGUCGACUCGCUGCUCUCAUUAUAGCUGUGGAGCAGCACAGAGAGAGUGGCUGCGUGCGUGCGUGCGUGCGUUUGUGCGUGAUCCGACGGUGCCACAGCAGGAUUUCUCCACAGCUCUUGUUUUGAAGUAGAUUUAAUCAACUUUUCGAAGAGACUCGUUAUGAAUAGGAGAUGUAAAAUGCAAAGAAAUGUGCAUUUGAUUUAGAUUCACUUCCCUCCCGCUCCUGCUGGCGGUAACAUAUAGAGAAUCCUUGGGAACAGCGUUGCUGCCGACGCUUGCGGACGCACGAGCGCUCGGGCGGGGAGGCUCGUAGUAUUGCCCAGGUCUGUUAGGGCUCGUGCGCAAGGUGGCUGGCGGGCACAAGUUGGAGAGCACACGAGAGGAGUUUUGUCAGACUUGCCAGCGUGAACGACACUUCAGAACCAAGGACAGAUCCAAAAACCGCUGCCUGGCAAGAACAACAACAAAAAAAACCAUGCUCAAAGUGAACAACAUCUGGACUCUGCUCGUCACAUGAAGCUCUCCUCACGUUGUCUGUGUAUUGUCGCGCCGCUUGUGGAAAACGGACCUGCAGUUAUACCCGGUGAGAUACCCACAUCUUGAGCUACAACCAGGAAAUAUCAAACAUGCUGCACUCCCUGAGAGAGGACUUGAAAGUAAUCUGCCUCCAGACUCUGUGAGCCUCUGCUCCUCUCUACUUCAACCAGCUGAACCCUGCUACCUGGUCCUGCCAUGCUGAGCGUCGUGCCCUGCCCCAGGUCGUUGGCCAAUUCUGCCCAUUACUGGCCUCUCCACGUGCUCCUGCUGGAGCUGCUGAUACCAGGAGUCCUACCCAGCAUCUCCAGAUUACCCCCCGCGGCCAAACGCGAAAUCAUCAUGGACGGGGACCUGGUGAUCGGAGGUCUGUUCCCUGUGCACCAAAAAGGCGACGGGGUGGAGGACUGCGGUAAGAUCAAUGAGGAGAGGGGGAUCCAGAGGCUGGAGGCCAUGCUGCUGGCGCUCGAUGAGAUUAACGCCAGCGACCGCAUCCUCCCAGGACUCCAGCUGGGGGCCCACAUCCUGGACACUUGCUCGAAGGACACCUACGCCCUGGAGCAGUCUCUAGAUUUCGUCAGGGCCUCCCUCACCAAGGUGCACGAUCCAGGAUUCAUCUGCCCAGAUGGCUCCAGGCCGAUCCAAAACGAGGUUCCACUGGCCAUCUCUGGGGUCAUCGGAGGAUCUUACAGUGACGUCUCCAUUCAGGUCGCCAAUCUUCUGCGACUGUUCCAGAUCCCGCAGAUCAGUUAUGCCUCCACCAGUGCAAAGCUCAGUGACAAAACCCGCUACGACUACUUCGCCCGCACCGUGCCCCCUGACUUCUACCAGGCCAAGGCCAUGGUUGAGAUCCUACGUUACUUCAACUGGACCUAUGUAUCAACAGUAGCGUCAGAGGGUGACUAUGGUGAGACCGGCAUCGAUGCCUUCCAGCAGGAGGCCCGCACGCGCCAGAUCUGCAUCGCCACUUCGGCCAAGGUGAGCCGCUCUAUGAACCGUCAGGGCUAUGAGAAUGUGAUCCGAUCCCUGCAGCAGAAGUCCAACGCCAAGGUAGUCAUCCUGUUCACCCGCAGCGAAGAUGCUCGCGAGCUGCUGGUGGCCGCCGCUCGCAUGAAUGUCACCUUCACCUGGGUGGCCAGUGAUGGAUGGGGGGCACAGGAGAGUGUGGUGAGGGGCAGCGAGACCGCCGCAGAUGGUGCUUUCACCAUUGAACUUGCCUCCUACCCAAUCAGAGAGUUUGAAGACUACUUCACUAAGCUGAACCCGUACACCAACACAAGGAACCCAUGGUUUAAAGAGUUCUGGGAGCACCACUUUGGCUGCAACCUCCAGGAGCAUGGCUGCAGUGAACACAGCCUGCGAGAUGGAACUUUUGAGCAGGAGUCCAAGAUUAUGUUCGUGGUAAACGCAGUCUAUGCCAUGGCCUACGCUCUGCACAACAUGAGGCAAGCCGUAUGCUCCAACACAUCCAAGGUCUGUGAUGCCAUGAAACCAGGUAACGGCAAAAGGUUCUACAAGGAGUUCAUCCUGAAGACAAAGUUUGAAGCUCCAUUCAGACCUGCAGACACAGAGAACAUGGUGCGCUUCAACUCUGUCGGCGACAGCAUCAGCCGCUACAACAUCUUUCAUUACCACAAAGAGGAGGGUAAGUUCAUCUACAGGAAGGUCGGCUACUGGGACCAGAACCUGACCCUGAACACCACUCUAGUUCCCUGGCGUGGCCUCGCACCACCCACCUCCCAGUGCAGUGACCCCUGCAGGAAGAAUGAAGUGAAGAGUAUGCAGCCUGGGGAUGUGUGCUGCUGGAUCUGCAUCCCCUGUCAGCCCUACCAGUAUCUGCAGGAUGAGUUCACCUGUGCUGACUGCAGCUUCGGUCAGUGGCCUCUGGCUAACUUGACAGGCUGCUAUGAUCUGCCUGAAGAGUACAUCCGCUGGGAGGAUGCCUGGGCCAUUGGGCCUGUCACCAUCUCCUGCCUUGGUAUACUGUGUACUCUAUCAGUAGUAGGCCUGUUCUUCAAGCACAAUGAGACACCGGUGGUUAAAGCAAGUGGACGUGAACUCUCCUACAUCCUCUUGCUGGGAGUCCUGAUGUGCUACAGCAUGACCUUCAUCUACAUUGCCAAACCCUCCACUGCUGUUUGCACUCUACGUCGACUAGGCCUGGGCACCUCAUUCGCGGUGUGUUACUCUGCCCUUCUAACCAAGACCAACCGCAUCGCCCGUAUCUUCAGUGGAGUGAAGGAUGGAGCCCAGCGGCCACGCUUCAUCAGCCCCGCCUCCCAGGUAGCAAUCUGCGGCGCUCUUAUCUCCUGCCAGCUGCUUGUGGCCAUUAUCUGGCUGCUGGUGGAGGUGCCAGGGGUUCGGAAGGAGGUAAGCCCGGAGAGGAGAGACGUGGUCACCCUCAAGUGCAACAGCAGGGACACCAGCAUGCUCAUGUCACUCACCUACAACUGCAUCCUCAUCGUCCUCUGCACUGUCUACGCCUUCAAGACGCGAAAAUGCCCCGAAAACUUCAAUGAGGCCAAGUUCAUCGGGUUCACCAUGUACACCACCUGCAUCAUCUGGCUCGCUUUCCAGCCCAUCUUCUAUGUCACUGCCAGCGACUACAGGGUGCAGACCACUACCAUGUGCAUUUCCGUCAGUCUGAGUGGUUCAGUGGUUCUCGGCUGCCUCUUUGCCCCCAAGAUCCACAUCAUCCUGUUCCAGCCCCAGAAAAAUGUGGCCACGCUUAGAGUCACAGCCAACCGUUUCAGUGCCACAGUGUCUGCUUCUGCCUCUGCUCCCAGCUCCAGCUACUCUAAAGGAUCUGCCUCUAACUACGUGCCAGCAGUUUGCAACGGCCGAGAGGUGGUGGACUCUACAACAUCCUCUUUGUGAAAAAGGUUUCUCUCUAAGCACUGAAGACCAUCCCCACCAUCAGUCACCACCGUCAUCAAACAGGGCUGUGUGUAUGACGGUGCUCCCAUGCCAUCCAACAUGCUGCGGAGAGAUAACUCUGUCUGGGUAGAAUGACUGACAAUGGCCAGGGUAACUCUAACUGUGAAAGCUAAAUGAUGUUCCUACAGCGAGCAGUAUGUAUCAAAUGUAAAGCCUUUUUGUAUAGAUUUAAUAUGCUGUGAUCUCUUUGGUUUACGGAUAGAUGUGAUUAAAUGCACCGUGCCUUGUCCUAAAGAGUCUUGUUGUCAAAUGGGUGGUUGUGAAGCAAUAGUGUUACCACAAAACAAAAGGCUGUUCUUAUCUUGUCCUUAGAGUGCUGUGAAUCUAUCCAAAUGUUUUAGACUGACAAAAAAAAUGCUAUGAAACAAAUUUAGCCCUUUCUUUUAAUCAAAAUAUGUGACUAACCAUAGUGAACGUGAUAAAAACUAGGCAACUAGACAAUAUAAAGGACAUGUGUUAAUGUAGACUGGUGUAACAGUGUGUGUGUUCUUGUAAUUUAUGUAAAUAAAAUGUUUGUUUUUUUUAAUAUUAAAAGAACAUCACAGUG